GCUGAGCUGGGCACUGCGCGGGGGCGCACCGCUCGGGGGACCCAGGCCCCGCCACCUUCCCUCCGCCCCCGGGCUCUGUUCUCACUUUUGAGCAGUGGAAGGACGGAAGCAGGAGCCAUGCAGUCGGAAUCGGGGAUCGUGCCGGAUUUCGAAGUCGGGGAGGAGUUUCACGAAGAGCCCAAAACCUAUUACGAACUCAAAAGUCAACCUCUGAAGAGCAGCAGUUCCGAGGAGCAUCCUGGGGCCUCCAAGCCUCCGAUAAGCUCCUCCAGUAUGACAUCACGCAUCUUGCUACGCCAGCAACUCAUGCGUGAGCAAAUGCAGGAGCAGGAGCGAAGGGAGCAGCAACAGAAGCUGCAGGCCGCCCAGUUCAUGCAGCAGAGAGUGCCUGUGAGUCCGACCCCAGCCAUAAACGUCAGCGUGCCCACCACCCUUCCCUCUGCCACCCAGGUGCCGAUGGAAGUCCUUAAGGUGCAGACCCACCUCGAAAACCCCACCAAGUACCACAUACAGCAAGCCCAAAGGCAGCAGCCUGGCGAUCAUGUCAUGCCACCAGUGCCGGGGAGCAGCGCACCCAACAGCCCCAUGGCUAUGCUCACACUUAACUCCAACUGUGAAAAAGAGGGAUUUUAUAAGUUUGAAGAGCAAAACAGGGCGGAAAGCGAAUGUCCAACUAUGAACACACAUUCACGAGCAUCGUGCAUGCAGAUGGAUGAUGUGAUCGAUGACAUCAUUAGCCUAGAAUCAAGUUAUAAUGAAGAAAUCCUGGGAUUGAUGGAUCCUGCUUUGCAAAUGGCAAAUACGUUACCUGUCUCUGGAAAUCUGAUUGACCUUUAUGGCAACCAAGGCCUGCCGCCCCCAGGCCUCACCAUCAGCAACUCCUGUCCGGCCAACCUUCCCAACAUAAAAAGGGAGCUCACAGCGUGUAUUUUUCCCACAGAAUCUGAAGCGAGAGCAUUGGCUAAAGAGAGGCAAAAAAAGGACAAUCACAACUUGAUUGAACGAAGAAGACGAUUUAACAUAAAUGACCGCAUUAAGGAACUAGGUACUUUGAUUCCCAAGUCAAAUGAUCC
Leptonychotes weddellii (Weddell seal) is the source of this 1073-nucleotide messenger RNA. NCBI's taxonomy places the organism in Eukaryota, Metazoa, Chordata, Mammalia, Carnivora, Phocidae. The record is from RefSeq and is a predicted model, not a curated record.